This is a messenger RNA of Cyprinodon variegatus (sheepshead minnow), 890 nucleotides long. RefSeq names its product DNA-binding protein inhibitor ID-1-like (gene id1). Gene Ontology annotation, biological process: circadian regulation of gene expression; negative regulation of transcription by RNA polymerase II; cell differentiation. The transcript is spliced from 2 exons. The record is from RefSeq and is a predicted model, not a curated record. The coding region runs from base 4 to 495 and encodes 163 amino acids. Gene Ontology annotation, molecular function: protein dimerization activity; transcription regulator activity. Lineage: Eukaryota; Metazoa; Chordata; Actinopteri; Cyprinodontiformes; Cyprinodontidae. Gene Ontology annotation, cellular component: nucleus; cytoplasm.
CCCAUGUGGACGUUGCGAACUGUCAACACAGACUUGUCGACAUCUCUAAGAAAGGAGGAGAAGCCUACCGUAUCUAUCAAAGCCUCAGCAUCUGUGGAAGCUAAAGACAAGAUGAAGGUUGUCGGAUCUACCUGCGCCCUGAAGAGCAAGGUCGGCGGAGAGAUCGGCCUCUCCGAGCAGAGCUUGGCCAUCUCCAAGUGCAAGAUCCCGCUGCUGGACGAGCAGAUGAGCGUAUUCCUGCAGGACAUGAACAGCUGCUACAGCAAGCUGAAAGAGCUGGUGCCCACCCUGCCCACCAACAAGAAGGCGAGCAAGGUGGAGAUUCUGCAGCACGUCAUCGAUUACAUCUGGGACCUGCAGGUCGAACUGGAUGAGCCGGAGAAGAGCCGCCAGCAGCACGCCGUCCCACGCACGCCGCUGACCACGCUGAACGCAGAGCUCGCCAGCAUCUCAGUGGAGAAUGGCUGCUCAGAAGAGAGGAUAAUGUGCCGUUAAGAGUUGAUUGAGCAUCAUCUCCAUCACCAUGGAAGCCUGCGCCAGAGGAGAACCAACAAGGCGAACCAAGAGGGACUUCUGGACCACAUCGAAAUCUAGCGCCUUGAACUGUAUCGGGAUGUUUCAAAACUCCCAGAAUCAAAUGCUAGAAAACCAGACUGGGAAUCCUCCGGUCGCUGCGGACUCUUGUCACUCAGCUCUCGAUUCAUCCGAGGGCUCAGAGAGCGGUGGUGUUCAGAUCUAGACUGGGUUAGUCAGGGGGACCAAGACUAAAGUUCAGAGCGACUAACGUCGGCUUGUUGCUUGUAGAGUUUCUGAAAAACAACAACUUGUGAUUCUGCCAUGCUCUUUUGUAUUUUGUAAAUCCUAUAAAGAAUUCCAAACAUUUUGUAAAA